Messenger RNA from Cladocopium goreaui, 2610 nucleotides. The record is from the annotation of a GenBank genome assembly. NCBI's taxonomy places the organism in Eukaryota, Dinophyceae, Suessiales, Symbiodiniaceae.
AUGGCCCGGAGCACGGCCAAAUGGACGAAGAAAGAAAGAAACAGCCGGAGCAUUCCCAUUGCGGCCAUUGCGCUGUACGGAGCUUUUCAAGCUGUUAGUUGGAUAGCCUCAGAAAAUGCUACAUUUGUCCUGCCACCACAAACUCGACAGAGUGGUUCGCCUGCAGCCAAUUUCCCAUCAGUGGAUUUAUCAACCGCAGCUAGCACGGCAAAUCUCGCAAAAAGCAUAGUGGGAGCUGGAGUCUUGUCACUUCCGUCUGGGGCGGCCAAAGUCUUUGACGCAGCAGAACAGCAAGGAGCAAGUGACCAUGCAUCGGGCAUCGCUGCUCUGCUGUUGCUGUAUACCCUCUUUGGCGCCCUCAAUGCAGGUGGCUUCUACUUGAUCGGAGAGGUGUGUGAACGCACAGGUGCACGCACCUAUCAGGAAGCUUGGAGCAAGACAUUGGGUGACAGGCUCGAAUGGUUGCCCAGCGCAGCUUCGUUGGUGUGCAGUUUUACGGGGAUGGUUGCGUGCAUUACAGUGCUUGGAGACACAGUGUCGGAGUUGGCUAUGACAGUCUCGCAAGACUUUGUUCCCAAAGAGAUGCUGAUCAAUAGCAUCGCUACUUUCGUUCUCCUUCCCCUUUGCUUGCUACCUUCGCUCUCACCUUUGGCCUUUGCCUCGGUCUUGGGCCUUGCAGGAGUUUGCAUCCUGGCUUUUGUCAUGACUAUCCGCUGCUUAGAUGGCUCCUAUGCUCCAGGUGGGCCUUUCUAUAGCGAUGCUCGUGCAGCAGUGGAAAGUCUCUCGCAGGUUGCAGCUUCCACCCAGGGUCACGACACGCUGUUCCAACAGAUCUUCGUUUUUGCUGCGGUGCUCUCGAAUGCCUUCACUGCGCAUUUCAAUGCACCAGCUAUCUUCAAUGAACUUGAGCCACGUCCCACCGGUCCCACUGGACAGGGCAACAGCAGGCUGCCACAGUUUGCCGUUGUUACUUUGGCAGCAUUCUUUCUGUCUGGCUUGGUCUUUGCGGUGAUCACCAUCACCGGCCUUGAGACUUUUGGAAUGUCUGGAGGUCCAUCCAUCUUGGCCAAUUACUCUUCUGCCGACCCCUUGAGUUGGCUUGCAAAGAUUGGUCUUGGAUCAUGCGUUCUGUUUGAGUUCCCACUGUUGGAACGCUGCUUCCGUAAGACCCUUGUAGAGCUGUUCCGCUUUCCGUGGCUUGAGCAGCACUUCCUGACAGUUGUGGCAUCCGUUGCGUCAGCAGUUGCCCUAGCUUCGGUGCCUGACUUCGGCUUGGACAAGACGUCAGCCAUUGGUGGAGCCCUCGGGGCUUCUUUUUUGGUCUACGUGGCACCUGCCCUCAUGGCAUUGCAGUCGGGCAAGAAUGGCAAGCCAGAUGCGUCAGAGGGAGAGUUGCAGGUUUGGGCUCUGUACUUGGAGGUCUUGGGAUUGCAGAAGCAAUGCAGGCUUGAGUGGAGCCUGCAGGAUGGCAUUGAGGCGUUUGAGCACUGGAGGCUGGAUGAUCAGAAACUGCUGGUCGGAAGCUUGUCGGGCGUUUGCGGCGUUUGCGCCCAGUGCAGGUCACCAGAGCUUUCGCUGCUCAACUGCAUCGCUGCUACGAUGUCUCAGGAGAUUCGCUCGAGCGAAGUAGACUUCGAUGUGGAAGCAGCUUUGUCAGCCUUUCUUGCCGAUACGAAUGAGACCGAAUUGCAGUUGCCGGCCUUGGAUACUGAACAACGCAAGAAGGCAAAGAAGUUGGCCGAAGAGUACCCAGAAAUCAAAUGCGAAAGCUAUGGUUUUGGACCAGAACGCAGGCUUCACCUCUUCAAGCAGGGCGUUGCCAAAACGAAAGAAUCUGAUAGUAAGAAGGAAAGCCUGACGGGGCAAUUUGCGUCUGAAGGUUCGACGGCAGUUUCGGGUGUAACCUCUUCAGAAGAAAAGCAAGACUCACCUGCUUCAGACGAAGGGGCAGCAAUGGCUUUGCCAACGCCUGGGUAUCAAAUUCGCAAUACCUUUAUUCACAUCAACGAGGGCCCUGGCACUGAUGUUGUGGAUCAACGUGCGGUUCAAUCAAUGCCACAUGGCAUGUUUUCGCAAUGCCUACAGGAAGAGAAGGAGAACGCUCCAAGCCCUAUCAUUGGCAGUGACUCAGGCAGCACCAAAGAGAUCACGGAGCCUGCCAGAACUUUGCCAGCGGAAGCUCCUAAGGAGAUGUUUGCCCCUGGCACCGAAGUGGUCAUUGAAGGUCUCACCAAAUAUCCUGGUUUCAACGGGUUACAUGGAACCGUGCAGUCGCUGGAUCAAGAAACAGGACGCUAUAAUGUGCAGCUCUCAUCUGCAGAUGGGUCUAAUGGACAGAGCGCCAAAAUCAAGGGCGAGAAUCUUCGAAUGACAGUUCCGCCACCUCCACCAUUUGAGUCGAAAGCUGGCAGGGCGGAGGAGAUCAAAUCGACAAUGCAAGCUAGGGCACCUGACUUUGUGCCCAUGCAGUGCAUGGGGAUGACAAGCGUCCCUCAAAGCCAAUCUUGGCAGGAUCCACGUGGGUUGCAACAGCCACUCUAUGAUCAUGCUCAAUACGAUCCUUACUCGUAUCCAACACCGGCGCCUCCAAUGAUGUUUGCGGCUCGCUGA